Molecule: messenger RNA, 3053 nt
Organism: Dryobates pubescens (Downy woodpecker)
Lineage: Eukaryota; Metazoa; Chordata; Aves; Piciformes; Picidae
Gene: PLOD2
Product: procollagen-lysine,2-oxoglutarate 5-dioxygenase 2
Biological process (GO): peptidyl-lysine hydroxylation
Cellular component (GO): endoplasmic reticulum
Molecular function (GO): iron ion binding; procollagen-lysine 5-dioxygenase activity; L-ascorbic acid binding
Source: RefSeq, a predicted model, not a curated record
AUGCCAACAGCGCUAUGCCCGUCGAGCCGAGCCAGACUCAGCCCGAGGCUGCGGGGCCCACACCUCCGAGCGCGCCGUGCGACCGGGACCGACGCGCCCCGCUUCAUCUCCGCUGCAGCAGCGGGCGAGCCUCCGCAGCGCCACACACCUAUGGCGGAGGGCGAGGCGGGGCUUGGCCACACGUCCCUCCCCCGGCGGCGGCAGCAGCGUGCACCCGGGAGUAGUGGCCACAAGCGGCUCCUGUUGCGCCGCCGGGUGCCCCCGCUGCCCGGGUCCUCCCACUGCCGUAUAAAGCCUGGGGCAGGCGCCGGCGCUUUUCGUUCCCCCGCAGCGGAGGAGGGAGAGGGCCCCGGGGUGCGGCGGCUCCUCAGAUACCGGUUUUCACUCUCGUUUACCCCGCCCCCCUCUCGGGGGCUGGCGGCGCGGGGAGCGGCGGCAGGCCAGCGGGUGUGGAGGGGGAACAUGGCGUGGAGCGGCUGCUGGCCGCCGCGCCUCCUCCUGCCGCUGCUGCUGGCCAUGGCGUUGCUGGUCGCGGCGGAGGAGCGGCGCCCCGAGCCCGCAGACAAACUCCUAGUUUUUACUGUAGCAACUAAAGAAACUGAUGGCUUUCACCGUUUCAUGCAAACUGCAAAGUACUUCAACUACACAGUGAAGGUACUUGGAAAAGGUGAAGAGUGGAAAGGUGGUGAGCUGCCUAACUCUAUUGGUGGAGGGCAGAAAGUUCGACUGCUGAAAGAAGCCAUAGAAAGCUAUGCUGAUCAAGAGGACUUGGUUGUGAUGUUUGUUGAAUGCUAUGAUGUUAUCUUUGCGGGAGGCCCUGAAGAGCUGCUAAAGAAAUUUCAAGAAGCUAAUCAUAAAGUGGUCUUUGCAGCAGAUGGACUGAUUUGGCCAGACAAAAAGCUGGUUGAUAAGUAUCCUGUUGUCCGGAGCGGAAAACGAUUCCUGAACUCAGGAGGAUUUAUUGGUUACGCUCCAAAUAUAAAUCAUAUAGUGCAGCAAUGGAAUCUGCAGGAUAAUGAUGAUGACCAGCUGUUUUACACCAAGAUCUAUGUUGACCCACUGGCAAGGGAACGCAUCAACAUUACUUUGGACCACAAAUGCACAAUUUUCCAGACCCUGAAUGGAGCUGUUGAUGAAGUCCUUUUAAAGUUUGAAGAAGGAAAAGUAAGAGCAAGAAAUUCAGCCUAUGACACAUUACCAGUCACUGUUCAUGGAAAUGGUCCAACUAAAAUACACUUGAAUUAUUUGGGAAACUAUAUUCCUAAUUCCUGGACACGAGAAACUGGUUGCAGUGUUUGUGAUUUAGACUUACUGGACCUGUCAACAGUAACGGAAUAUCCAAGAGUAAAAAUGGGUGUCUUCAUUGAACAACCCACUCCUUUCCUACCUAGAUUUUUAGACAGACUGUUGACUCUGGACUAUCCAAAGGAGAAACUCAGUAUCUUCAUUCAUAAUAAUGAGGUUUACCAUGAAAAGCACAUCAAGAAAUUCUGGGAAAAGGCCAAGAACGUUAUUAAAAACAUCAAAAUUGUUGGACCGGAGGAAAAUCUGAGUCAAGCGGAAGCCCGGAACAUGGGAAUGGACCUUUGUCGCCAGGAUCAAGCAUGUGAAUAUUACUUCAGCAUAGAUGCAGAUGUUGUGCUGACAAACCCGAAAACUUUAAGGCUGCUUAUAGAGCAGAACAGAAAGAUAAUUGCUCCACUUGUAACUCGUCAUGGGAAGCUGUGGUCCAACUUCUGGGGUGCUUUGAGCCCAGAUGGCUAUUAUGCUCGAUCAGAAGAUUAUGUUGAUAUUGUUCAAGGGAAUAGAGUAGGAGUAUGGAAUAUUCCUUAUAUGGCUAAUAUAUACUUAAUUAAGGGACAAACUCUCAGAUCAGAGAUGAAAGAAAAGAACUACUUUAUGCGUGAUAAGCUGGAUCCUGACAUGGCUCUCUGCAGGAAUGUCAGGGAAAUGACUUUACAAAGGGAAAAAGACUCCCCUUCUUCGGAAACAUUCCAUAUGCUCAGACCCCCAAAGGGUGUCUUCAUGUACAUUACCAACAGACAUGAAUUUGGAAGACUUCUUUCUACAGCCAAUUACAAUACCUCCCACUACAACAAUGACCUCUGGCAGAUAUUUGAAAAUCCUGUGGACUGGAAGGAAACUUAUAUAAAUCCUAACUACUCAAAGAUCUUCACUGAUAACAUAGUGGAACAGCCAUGUCCAGAUGUGUUUUGGUUUCCCAUAUUUUCUGACACGGCCUGUGAUGAAUUGGUAGAAGAAAUGGAACAUUUUGGACAAUGGUCUGGUGGAAAACACCAAGACAGCCGUAUUUCUGGAGGUUAUGAAAAUGUCCCCACUGAUGAUAUUCAUAUGAAGCAAAUUGGACUGGAUAAUGAAUGGCUGCAUUUCAUCAGAGAGUUCAUUGCACCAGUAACGCUCAAAGUGUUUGCUGGCUAUUAUACCAAGGGGUAUGCCUUACUGAAUUUUGUUGUAAAAUACAGCCCUGACAGACAACGAUCUCUCAGACCUCAUCAUGACUCCUCUACAUUCACAAUCAAUAUUGCUCUCAACAAAGUAGGAGAGGACUUUCAAGGAGGUGGAUGUAAAUUUCUUAGGUACAACUGCUCCAUUGAGUCUCCCAGGAAAGGAUGGAGUUUCAUGCACCCAGGAAGACUUACUCAUUUACAUGAAGGACUUCCUAUCUUGAAUGGCACAAGAUACAUUGCAGUAUCAUUUAUUGACCCUUAAUUUUAUUUUAUUUGUUCCCUCUUCGAAAAACAGUGUUUGACUCUUUACAUAAACAUUUAUUUAUAGAUUCCUUCUGGAAGAUGGUGAUAAAAGAAACUUUUAAGUUGCUGUUCCUAGAUAGCAAACUCCCUUUGUGCUAAAAGAAUGAAAAAAGGAAAAAGGUCUAAAAUUAAAGAUUUCUUAUUAUCUGCUCUGAGCCUUGAGUCAUAAAGUUAACAUGUCCUGCUUGAUUUUCCGUUCUGCAGUCAUAAAAGGAGGGAAAAUGCAAAGGCAUGUUAUAAACAAUCUAUUUCUUUGUUGGAAAACGUAUAUUGAAAGACAAA